Molecule: messenger RNA, 3228 nt
Organism: Anolis sagrei ordinatus
Lineage: Eukaryota; Metazoa; Chordata; Lepidosauria; Squamata; Anolidae
Product: phosphoglucomutase-1
Biological process (GO): positive regulation of protein localization to ciliary membrane; carbohydrate metabolic process
Cellular component (GO): ciliary membrane; plasma membrane protein complex; cytosol
Molecular function (GO): calcium ion binding; magnesium ion binding; phosphoglucomutase activity
Source: RefSeq, a predicted model, not a curated record
CCCGCUGACGGCGUCGAAAGGGCCGGGGAAGCGUCUCUGGAGGCGGAGCCCAGCGGGUUGCUAAGCAACGGCGACAAAGGACCUCCGGGAAAGCACAGGCCUGACAAAGGCCUCAGCCAGGAUGGCUGGCAGUGAGAAGAGCAAUGCAUCCCCCUUCAGUGAACAAACAGCAGAAAACUCUCAUUCAAAGAGAUCCCAGAAUUAUGAAGAGGAAAUGUUUUAUAAGAACUGCCGAGCAGCCUAUCUAGCAGUCUUUAAAAGCAGUUUAGAAAACAUUAAAUCAAAAGAGCAGCUGUGUUUGGUACUUCAGCAAGCAGGAAGAAAUCCAUCUCAGAAGACAGUUGAUAAAUAUUGGACUCCUCAGACUUUCUCAUUGAAUUUUGAUGAUUUUUGUUCCAUCUUAAAACAAGAAGAACCCAUUAAGAGCACAGAGCUACUUAAAGCAUUUGCAAGUGCAGAUACAAAUAAUGAUGGAUGUCUUCUCCAUAGUGAACUUUCUAAAAUCCUUACAACUAGAGGUGACAAAAUGACUCUAGAUGAAGUUAAUGCAAUUUUUGAAUUGGCUGAAGUCAACAGUGAUGGCAAGUUUGACUAUUACAAGUUUUGUAAAUUGUAUAUGACAGUCAAUGAACAAUGUCUGAAGACUGCACUAGAGAAACUGGAGGCUGACAGUAAACUGAAGCGUCAUCAGUUUGGAAGCCAGCUUGAGAAUUCAUCAGAAAUGACAAGAUCUCCAGUUUCAAAACCAUUACCAAAAGCUACAAGGAAAACAGAAUUCGGACCAAUGCUUAAAAACGAAGUGAGAGGCUCUUCAGUUCCAAGUUACAAAACCUGUGUUUCCACAACUAUCAGUAUGGGUGCCAGCUACAACAAAAAUUCAAGGCUAAUUGAGGCAAAUACAACAAAGGAAUGGCAUUGUGUACUCUCCAAAGGAUGCUUCUUCUUGCAAGACAGUGGUGAGAUAAUUAGUCAUAAAUACAAGUUGUCUUUACCCCAAACGUCUACAGUAUGUAUCACCAUUAAGCCUAUAAAGCUUCACCAAAGGGAAGAGAAAUGCUCACCAUGGUUAGCAGUGGACUCAGCUUUAUAUAUAUUUAAGGACAGUGAAACAGAAGACUACUUACAGCUUAUGAACUUCACUGAGCAACGCAAUAAAGAGGUGUUUGGUUGGAGAGGGGAACUUGGUGCAGGAAGCUAUUGGUUAAUCCCUUUUACCACAGGAUGUAGGUUCAAAAAAGUGAAAAAGGAAAUAAGAGGAGAAGCCAAACUCAUAUAUAGAGAUGGCAGCAGAAAGUUGGAACUUACUGAAGAGUUCAGAGCUGUCUUAUCAGAAAUAUUUGAAAUGAUUGAUUUGGAUGGAAAUGGCUUCAUCAGCCUGGAAGAAUACAACUUCUUUGAAAUGAGAACCAGUGGUGAGAAAUGUGAUGAAAACACUUGGGCCAUGUGCAAAGAGAAUUUUGAAAUGAAGAAUGAUGAACUCACAAAACAAGGAUUUAUGGAUCUGAAUCUCAUGGAAGCUAAUGAACAAAGCAGAGAACUUAGUAUCCUCUGGAAUACUUUGCUGUCAAUGGGCUAUAACAGAGCAAUGGAGUUGGUGGAGGCAUGUCCUUUUUCUAUUCACAUCUAUGCAGAAAAAUGUAAGCCCCAAAUUAUGCCAGUUUGUUUGGAAACCGGUGGAGAACAGCUUAAGAAUGCCAUCUGUGUGAGUGUUGUUAAUAAAGGAGAUGCCAAGCCAAUGGAUCGCAAUGAAAAUAUCAUUAUCCAUACAUACAAAAGUGAUACACGUAUCACAGCUGUUAUUGAAAACAAGUCUGAAAGCAAAGCACUCAUCCAUCUCAAUAGUGAGCAAAGUAAGAACUGCGUAAAUAAUAGAGGACUCAAUACUUUUGCUGUUGAAGUGGCACCCAAAUCCAUGAUGGUUUGUCAGCACAUAAUGCCACUGAAUGAUAAAGAAGAAUGGAUAUACAGUUGUAUUUAUUCUGCCCUGACUUAAGUUAUUAUGGUUAGAAACUGGCAUUCUCCUGAUUCAUGAAGAAAGCUUCAGCUUCUGCUCUCCAACGUGAGGAUGGUUUGAGUUAUCUCAUCAUUUUUAAAACAGAAACACUCUUCCAUAUUUCGAAUAUCCUCAUAAUAGUUAUGAUUCUCGUUACCUUCAAAUUUUUGACAGCAUAAAAUAACUGCUUGUUCUUACUUUUUUCCAUUUAUGGACAGCUUUGUAUACACAAGUAGGUUUAAAGCUUUUUAUCCUGGACAUUCAAACAGGGGCAGUUAAAGGCUUAAAAACAGAGCAUUGUUAAUUUUGCUUGUUUGCAGAAACGUUUGUAUAGAACAGUAAAAAUGGAGAAUUCAUUCCACCAUUGUCAUAUGCCAACUGAAAUACUUGCAGGAACCUCAGCAAGUGAGAGUCCAAAAGUGGCAGGCUAAAACCCAAAACCUCAAUCCAUUGCUGAUACCAAAUGAGAGACUCAGUCAACUGAGCCGGUGAGCUUGUUGACCGAAAGGUUGCAGAUUCGAAUCUGGGGAGCGGCAUGAGCUUCCACUGUCAGCCUCAGCUUCUGCCAACAUAGCAGUUUGAAAACAUGCAAAUGUGAGUAACUCAAUAGGUACUGCUCCGGGCGGGAAGGUAACGGCGCUCCUUGCAGUCAUGCUGGCCGCAUGACCUUGGAGGUGUCUAUGAACAAUGCCGGCUCUUCGGCUUAGAAAUGGAGAUGAGCACCACCCCCCAGAGUCAGACAUGAUUAGACUUAAUGUCAGGAGAAAACUUUUACCUUUACCUACCUAACCUUUUAUCUCUCAAAGAAAGCUUAAGACACAUUGAUGUGGAAAAAAUCUCAAACUGUAAUUGCCAGAAUUCUUUAGAGAAAUCUUUGGCAUUUAAAAACUGUAACAUGAACAUGUGGUUUGAAUGUUUCAAUUUGCAAUGCAAAAUAUUAUUGCUGCAAAAUAAAAUGCAAAUGAAAAAAUAAUCCACUUUUAAUCUGCCGCUAUGAGGGCACUUUGUACAUUGGGCAUUUUACUAAUUCAUUUAAAUAUAUUAGUUUAAAGAAUGGUACUACUGCUUAUAAUUUAAAUGAGAUAUCAGAUUUAUAUGACCUUGUCUAAGAAAGUGCAAGAAGUCUUAAAAGCUAUAUUUAUCUUGCAGCCAGUCUUGUACUUGGACUUCUUCUACUGUAAUAGGAUGCCAGGCAAGCAAAUGUCAGUUCUAAAAUUAAAACCAUGCUUAAUACA